GAAGACUACUCUGAAGAGAGAAAUCAUGUCUUCUAAGAGAAGGCUUCAUAAGUGGUCAAUUGAUUUUACCGGACAUGGAAGAUCAAAAUCUGAGAGACAAGCUGUUCUGGUCUCCGAAAUAAAACCCCCAGUUGGAUAUACAGAGAGUAUCGGGACUUUAGCUGAACAAAGUGGCAAAGACACAGACCAGAAAAUUAUAGAUAAGAGAUCAUGGGAUAUAGCCCUCGGACCAUUAAAACAAAUUCCUAUGAAUUUCUUCAUCAUGUGGAUGGCUGGGAAUUCAAUCUCAAUUUUUCCCAUAAUGAUGGUUGGCAUGAUGUUCUUCAAACCCAUACAAGCCUUCAUUUCCAUACAGAACACAUUUGUUAUGAUAGAAGGAUCACAAGCCUAUAUACAGAAAUUUAUUUACAUAUUUGGAAACAUUGUCUGUGUGGCUUUAGCAACAUAUAAAUGUCAGACAAUGGGACUCCUCCCCACUCAUGCCUCUGAUUGGCUAGCUUUCAUGGAUCCUCAAAAGAGAAUGGAGUGGAGUGGAGGAGGAUUCGUUUUAUAAGAGAAAGAAAUUAAAUGUUUCCCAAGGACUACUGUUGUCAAGAAUGGUGUAAAAUACUUGAGAAGAAAAUACUACCCAAGAAUAAUGUUGUAAAAUAUAAUGUAAAAUUAUAAUAUUAUAAAUAUUGAAGAAAAAUACUGGCCAAGAAAAUUGUUGUUUGAAUUUGUGUAUAUUGAACUUAUUUAUGUCAUGAGGAAUGAAAAUUAUUGUCUAGAGUGUGUAAAAUAUGCAUUUUCGUUUUUGAUGUCAAGAAAUCAGAAAAUUGAGUGCAAUAAAACGGAAAAUACUAUGUCAUUAAUAGUACAUGAGGAAACUCAUUUUUCAAUAUAAUAUUUUCUUGUACAUUUUAAGUAUUAUGUUAAAAAGAAAAGAAAAACAAAACAAAAAAAACACUGUCAAAUGCUUUA
Saccostrea echinata is the source of this 960-nucleotide messenger RNA. Its product is annotated as ER membrane protein complex subunit 4-like. Gene Ontology annotation, biological process: protein folding in endoplasmic reticulum. Gene Ontology annotation, cellular component: EMC complex. NCBI's taxonomy places the organism in Eukaryota, Metazoa, Mollusca, Bivalvia, Ostreida, Ostreidae. The record is from RefSeq and is a predicted model, not a curated record. The transcript is spliced from 5 exons. The coding region runs from base 26 to 553 and encodes 175 amino acids.